Molecule: messenger RNA, 37027 nt
Organism: Podarcis lilfordi (Lilford's wall lizard)
Lineage: Eukaryota; Metazoa; Chordata; Lepidosauria; Squamata; Lacertidae
Source: the annotation of a GenBank genome assembly
AUGGUGGUAGUCACGGGGCAGACCAAAGUGAGCGAUGCCAUGUCGAGUUCGGAUGCGGAGGAUGACUCUCAAGAACCUGCCACGCCGACGGCCACCCAGGCAGAGCACGCCCUGUCCCUUCUGCCUCAGCAGGUGAGUGAGCUGGUGCCUCUUGCACCCUGGUUGCUUCAGUUUUCAGGGGCUGCCGCUGGAAUGGUCCUCUCCCUGGAGGCUUCCCCAGAGUGACACUGAGGAUCAGCUUCUUUCAGAAACAAUACUCUGCUUUCAGUCUGGCUUGUAGUGGUGGGCGCAGGGUCAAGCCCCAGAAUCAGUGGUUCCCAAAGUGGGUGGUACCACCCCCUGGGCAGAGUGGUGGGAUUACCCAGGGAGGCACUAAGAGGCAAGGAGGUGGCAGGGGGAUGCUGGAGGUGUAAAUGACUAUUCAAGUUCAGCAGUUUUGUUGAUUGGAUUAAACUCAAUAGUGUUAAUUGGAUUUUGAGUAAAUGUGCAAUUGUUACUGUUUUGAAUUUUAUUCUGCUUUUAUCUGCUGGAGUGGGUUGUGUAAACCACUAUUCUGAAUAAUGUUUUUUAUAGGUUUCGGUAUGGUUGAGUGUACGGAACCAAGGGGGGGUGGCCCAAAAAAGUUUGGGAACCACUGCCCUAAAUGGACUUACUUUUUAAAAAAUGAAUAUUACUGAUUUCUUGUUUUUGUAACCCAUCCUGAGCUUGAAGGGUGGGAUAAACUAGAAGCUGUUCACAAAUCAUGACUUUCAAAACAACUUUGAUUUUAAAAAGUAUUUAAACCUAGCAUUUUUAAUACCCUGGCUGCUAAGGUUUUUCCAGCCUCAAGACUGAGAAAACUCAGUGUAAGUUAGCAAUAUUCAGACUUGUUAGGUUUCCUGGCAUUAGCAUGUUCUGUACACCCAACUAGGGGGUGACAGGUGGAGUCUGGGCACAAAAUGAGCAGUUGAGCAGAUAUCAGUCCACUGGGCUCAUCACAUGACUGUCCUGUUUUUGCAGCUGAGGGAAAACAGGAGACUUACAAACUCCUGCUAAGCUAUGUUUGCUUGGUGGCUUGCAGUUCUGAGUAGUUGAAAACCCCUACAGUCUGCAGCUCCAGCUGAUCUUGGAGAUGGAUGUGCAGAACUGGGUGCAAGUGCCAGCCCAGAGCCACUGAUCGCUUGCCCUCUCUCUGACUCUGCCAGUGCCACCCUUCCUUGUCUCCUCACAGUCCGCCUCCUGCUUCUGCCUUCUACACAAAGUCAUCUGCUGCUGAGUCAUUUUUGAGCAGUGACAUGAGCCUAAGAGGAGCCCUGCAGGAUCAGUCCAAAGGUCCACCUAGCCCUGUGCAUCCUGCCUUCUGCAGUAGCCGACCAGGUGCCUCCAUGAAACCCACCAUGUACAGGGCGGCAAGGUGACAGCUCUCUCUCGUGCUGUUGCUCCCCUGCAUCUGGUACCCAGUGACAUCCUGAGCCUGGGAAUGCCAUAUAGGGGUGGGAGUGAACCUGCACCGGGCUUUGGUGCUUCAUGGCUAGACAGCAGCUAUGGUCCAAGGUAUAUUGACCAAUCUGAGACUGGUGCACCAACUGGGAAUUUCAGACCUGGAGGCAUGUGCAAUAGGCUGUGUGGUGCUGCCCCUUGAAGGGAUGUGGGUGGUGCUGUGGUCUAAACCACUGAGCCUUGGGCUUGCCGAUCAGAAAGUUGGCUGUUCAAAUCCCUGCGACAGGGUGAGCUCUCGUUGCUUGGUCCCAGCUCCUGCCAACCUAGCAGUUUGAAAGCACGUCAACGUGCAAGUAGAUAAAUAGGUACUGCUCUGGCGGGAAGGUAAACGGCGUUUCCGUGCGCUGCUCUGGUUCAACAGAAGCGGCUUAGUCAUGCUGGCCACAUGACCCUGAAGCUCUCUGCGAACAAACGCUGGCUCCCUCGGCCAGUAAAGCGAGAUGAGCACUGCAAUCCCAGAGUCGUCCACGACUGGACUUAACGGUCAGGUGUCCCUUUACCUUUACCCCUUGAAGCAUCUCCUAAGAUACUUCAGGCAGUUGAUGAUGUGUCAGUAUAAAGAAAAAGUGCAGCAUUUGGGACUCUUUAGUUUAGAGAAAAGGUGAGUAAGAGGUGGCAAAAUACAAGUUUAUAAAAUUAUGCAUGGCAUGGGGAAGGUGGAUAGAGAAUUUUUUUUCUGCCUCUCUCAUAACACUAGAACUCAUGGACAUCCAAUGAAACUGAAGGGUGGAAGAUUAAGAACAGGUAAAAAAAAAAGCCAUUCUUCACAGAGCACAUAGUUAAACUGCCCCCUUGUUUUUGUUUUUUAAAAAUUAAAGUUUCAAGCUGUCCCUUUGUUUUUAUCUGCCCUGCGUUCAUCUUUUUUAUUGUUCUUAACUGAUUUUACUGUUUUGCUCAUGUUAUUUUAUUUUGUAAAUAGAUUAGUAAUUAGGAAGGAAAGAUAUACACUCUCUUAAAGAAGUAAAAUAUAGACCACUUCCCUCUUCUCAAAUGUGUCUAGUCCCCUUUUAAAGCCCUCUGAGCUGGUGGCCACUGCCCAUAUCUUGCAGCAGGGAUUUUCACAGCGUGUGACAAAGUCCUCUCUUUUGCCUGCCCUGAAUCUCUCACCCUUCAGCUUCCUAAGAUUACCCAAUCAGGUUCUAGUAUUCUGAGAGUCAGCAUGGUGUAGUGGUUAACAUCUCAGACUAGAACCUUGGAGACCAGGGUUAAAAUCCCCACUUGGCCAUGAAGCUCUCACAGUGGGUGACUUUAGGGGCAGUCAUUACCUCUCUGUUUAACCUACCUCACAGGGUUGUUGUGAGGAUAAAAUGGAGAGGAGGAAAACUAUGUAUGGCACCUUGAGUUCCUUGGAGGAAAAUUUGGGAUACAGAUGCAAUAAAAUAAAAAUCAAAAGUAUAAAAAGAGGGAGAAAUAUGUUCAUCUACUUUCUCCACACUGGCUUGUUUGUAUUCAGUGCAGCCUGAAUUAACUUGAUCCAUCACUGCAAGGAACUGCAUACCAACUGCAUACCCCCUAAAUCUGUUCUAGGGGGCAGAUUUGGGUAGGAUGUGGGGCAUGGGGAAGAUUGGGAAGUUUUAUUGGGCAAGCGUAAAUUUUUCAAGUGAUGGGAAAUGAUACAGCCAACCUACAUGCUGAAUUUCGACAAAAAUUGUUUCUUCCUCCCAGUUCCCUGAAGUGGUGCCACUGAAUGUUGGAGGAGCUUAUUUCACUACCAGGUUGUCAACACUGCGGCGCCACGAAGACACAAUGCUCUCGGCUAUGUUCAGUGGCCGACACUACAUCCCAACAGAUGCGGAGGGGAGAUACUUUAUUGACCGAGACGGGAAGUUCUUUGGGUAUGUCUUCUUUGCCUGUGGCACUCCCUUAGCUACAAAAGCUCCAGGAACAAGGCGGUUCCUCUGUCCCUUGGAGGUAGUGUGAGCUGUAUGCCCCUUCUACCUUCGCAGUCAUGUUCCCAUAGGGGUAAGGGGAACUGCUCUAGGCGGCCAAAGAACAGCAGCUGGCAAGGUGGCAUCUAGACUUCCAAGAAAGGAGAUUCCAACUAAACAUGAGAAAGAACCUUCUGAUGGGAAGAGCUGUUCAACAGUGGAACGGACUCUCUCAGAAGGUGGUGGAUUCCUUCAUUUCGGGUUUUUAAGCAGAGGUUGGAUGACUGUCAGAGAUUCUUUCGCUGUGAUUCCUUUGCUGCAGUGGGUUGGAGCAGAUGACCUUUGGAGUCUGUUCUAACUUUACAAGUCUGUGCUGCUGUUAUUCUAAGAACUGGGGGUAAUUGUUUUGAAGGACAAUGUUGGUGGAGCUGUUUGUGGUCAGAAUGUCUGCACUCUGCUGGACCAGGGCUCCCUGACAUAUUCCUGUGGUUGGAGGUAUAUAUUGUAUUACUGGAAGUGGUGGAUUACAUAUUUUUAGGCACCAGGCAAAAACAUUUCUCUUCUGACAGGCCUUUGGCUUUUAAUUAUCUGUGGCCUCUUUAUUACUUUAUUAAACUUAAACCCCACCUUUUUCUCCAAGGAGUCCAAGGUGAUGUAUGUGGUUCUCAUCCUGCCUCAUUUAAUCCCCCAGAACAACCUUGUGAAGUAGGUUAGGCUGACAGGCAGUUAAUGGCCCAAGGACACAACCAGUGAACUGCAUGGCUGAGUGCAGAUUUGAACCCUGGUCUCCCGGUCCUAGUCUGACACUCUAAAAAAAAGUACACUACACUGGCUCUCUUGAGUGGGUGGGAUGUCUUAAUCUUGCCUUUUAAAAAUACAAAUUUGCUUUAAGUCUUUUUUAUCUGUUUUGUUUAAUGCUAGUUUUGAUGUAAAUGCUAUUUAAUUCUUUCUGAGAAUCGCUUUGAGUUGCUUUUGUAAAAAAGUGACUAAUAAGUUUAAUCAAUCAAUAAUACCAUAUUGGCCCGAAUAGAAGCCGCACCCGAAUAUAAGCUGCACCUUUAAAAUUAGAGGGGGGAAAAGAAAAGAAAAAAUACCCGAAUAUAACCUGCCCCAUUCCUCGCUGCUCCUGGCUGCAUACUGAGUGGGGGAGCCGUGCUGUGUUGCCAACAGCCUUUUCCCUUCCUCGCUCUCUUCCUUCUUAGCCUUGGGGGAGAGGAUGGGGGACUAUGCGUGGGGUGGGCGCCUCUUUGCCACGCUCCUGGCGCUGUUUGCCCCGUGCUCCUGGCUGCAUACCGUAAGGUUGCGAAUAUAAGCCGUGCUUUAACUUUUCAUGGUCGUAAUUUGGGGGGAAAGCGAGGCUUAUGUUCAGGCUAAUACAGUAAUAAUAAUAUGAAUGGAAACUGCAUAAGAGCUUCAGCUCAAGAGAUGGUUGGAAUGGGGUGGGGCACCCUUCGGAUUUUCCGUCUCAUGCCCUGACUUUGAGCGCUGGACAGGGUCAGACGGCAAGUAACAGAUGCCCUUUGUUUGUGCUGCAUGUGGUCACUAAUAGGAUUGAUUAGUCAAAGUGACUGUGCUGCUUUUGCCUCUGGAAACAGGAUAUUAAAAGGUUCUUCAGCCCUUGGAAUGCUGACCUUCCUGUUUCAGAAUAAAUGUGUAAUAUCCUGACCUUGCAAAGUCAGCUACUUAAAUUAGUGCUGCCAUGCGUCCGGAAUUUCCCAGACAUAGCUGGGAUUCAGUCAUUGGAAAUGGCAUCUGGGUGGAAAUAGCUGAAAUAUCCAGGAAAAUCCAGACAUAUGGGAAGCCAUGUCAGAAGUAUAGAUUUAGCUGAAUUCCCUUGAAAAUAGCUCAAAGCCUCAUGGCGGGGUUUUGUUUUUGUUUUUUGCUAAAAAAACUCAACAACUUUUGUGUCUGGAUUUUCAUUUUUUGAAAUAUGGCAACCCUACAAGUAGACCCCAUCUUGUUUUGUUCCUAUAUCCCGACUUUUAAAAUAGAAAUGGCUGAAAACUCUGAAACACAUGUGCAGUGUUAUCUUGACAAACAUGAAGACAGUAUGAUUCCCCUUGAGAGAAUUUCCCUCUCGGGGCUAGCCCCAAAGGCCUGCAGCAUUUGUUCCACCAUGUGCAUCCCAGAAUCCCCUGUGGUAUAUGGCUGCUUCAUUGAAACAUGUUGGAUCUAAGCAUCUGCUUGGGUUGCUUGGGCCAGUUGGAGUUUCUUGGGUGAAGAUAAUUCUAGCUUUAAUAACAUUGUAUUAUCUAGUCUUUAACUUUUCAUGGCGUGCCUGGCGUGCUCUGGUCCAUGGAGUCACGAGGAGUCGGACACGACUAAACGGCUAAACAACAACAACAACAAAUUAUCUAGUCUAGAGCAAAUGCAAUAUAUAGUAUUAAUAAAGGUUAGAGUAUGAUAAAGUAAGAUAAAAAAAUCUGCCCUAUAUCCUUUGAACCCUUUUGCAUAUUCCCAGAGGUAAGAGUUCCACAGUUUGGGAAACGCUGAUCUAACCAAUUAGUCUAUUGAAAGCUACAGCCCCAGUUUUGAACACAUUGCCUGCAAUGUAAUGAAAAGGAGAUGGGGUGUGUGUUUUGGGAACAGGUAGCCAUCAACCAAUCUGUAUACUCAAGUUUCUUCUGCCUUUUCUUUUUUUAGGGAUGUGCUCAAUUUCCUACGGUCUGGCGACUUGCCUCCAAGGGAACGCGUGAGGGCAGUUUACAAGGAAGCCCAAUAUUAUUCCAUUGGACCCUUGCUAGACCUUCUUGAGGAGCUCCAGCCCCUCAAAGGAGAAAAAGUCCGGCAGGCUUUCCUGGGCUUGAUGCCAUAUUACAAAGGUAAAUUGAAGGGGUGGGGGCAGGAAGCUUGUGGGUGUAUCUUGCAGCAGGCCAGAAUGCUUUUGAAAUGGUACCCUCCCAAUGUUUUGAACUGCAACAGAGGCAGAUUUAGGGCAGUGCAAGUGGUGUGGUUGCACCAGGUGCCAUAAGGGUGUCAAAUGGCACAGGGUAGCAUAUUUCUAAGGUCUGCCCCUGACUGCAACUCCCAUCACCUGCAGCCAGCAUAGCCAUAUAAUAAAGGUAAAGGGACCCCUUAUCAUUAGGUCCAGUCGUGGCCGACUCUGGGGUUGUGGCGCUCAUCUCGCUUUAUUGGCCGAGGGAGCCGGCGUACAGCUUCCGGGUCAUGUGGCCAGCAUGACUUAGCCGCUUCUGGCGAAACAGAGCAGCGCACGGAAAUGCAGUUUACCUUCCCACUGGAGCGGUACCUAUUUAUCUACUUGCACUCUGACGUGCAGGAGCAGGGACCGAGCAACGGGAGCUCACUCCGUCGUGGGGAUUCGAACUGCCGACCUUCUGAUCGGCAAGUCCUAGGCUCUGUGGUUUAACCCACAGUGCCACCUGUGUCCCAGCCAUGUAAUACUUGGUCUGAAAGGAGCUUGGUUGUGCUGGUUGGGGCUGUGGAAGGUUGAAACCUGAAACAUCUGAAGGCACCCGUUUGAGGAACGCACAUCUUCUUAAUGUUUGUUUUUUCACACACCUCUCUUCCUUGCUUUUCAGAGCACCUGGAGCGGAUUGUGGAGAUUGCAAAGCUGCGCGCCAUGCAGCGGAAGGCCCGCUUUGCCAAGCUGAAGAUCUGCGUCUUCAAGGAGGAGAUGCCCAUCACGCCCUACGAGUGCCCUCUCUUCAACUCCCUGCGCUUUGAGCGGAGCGAGGGCGAGGCCAAGCUCUUUGAACACCAUUGUGAGGUGGACGUGUCCUUUGGGCCCUGGGAGGCCGUGGCGGACGUGUACGACCUCCUCCACUGCAUCGUGACGGACCUCUCCAGCAGGGGCAUCACGGUGGACCACCAGUGCAUUGGGGUCUGUGACAAGCACCUGAUCAACCACUACUACUGCAAGCGCCCCAUUUACGAGUUCAAGAUCACGUGGUGGUGAGCCCAACUGGGCGUGGGAAGAGGUAGCUGGCUGGUUUUGCCGUCUUCUCCAUGGCCUUGUUGCCCUGCGUUCCGAGAAACGGUGGCACUGCUGAUAGCGUGCUGGAGUCUUAUCUUGGCAGGAGAACUUGACCUCCAUUCAUAGCUAUGCAGAAAACUGGGGUCUCUCCUGUGAUUCUUGCUUCAAGGAAGAGAAAUCCUUCUGGAAGGACACAUGCUAUUGUGGCUGACACAUAGGGUCCCAGUAGAGGUAUAUGCCAGUUGGUGUGUAUUGAGGUUUUUGGAAGGGCUCUAACCCACAAUUGAAGCCUUUUUUGGCCCAUGCUGGUCUCACUUGCCUGCACUUGCCUAGGGGACACCGCCACACCGUUGCACAAUCUUCCUUCCAACUGCACCCCUGGAGACAUAGUUAGCUGUUUUAUAGCCACCUGGCGUUGGAAGUGCACAGGAGCACUUUAUUUUUACACCACUUCCACUGGCAUGUGACCUUUUGCUGCUGUUCCGACCUUCAGGACAGAAGAACAAAGUACUUUUCAGAGAUGCUGAGGUUUCAGAAGUGAAUUAUCUCUACAAAUGUCUGAACUUUCUCUGUGUUAAAUCCCUGCUUUAUUUAUGCGUCUGUAUUGGUUAAUUCCUUUACGUGUUUGUGUUGAAAUUUAAUUUAUUUCCACUCCCCUGACCCCAAAGGGCAGGUGUUGGGUGGUUCUUUUUAACUCCUUGGUGCUUGCUCAGACCGCAUAGGUUGCAUUCGUAAAUGAAUUCAAAAAUAACGGUUAUAUAUAUAAAAAAUGUGCCUGUUUAUUGCUUUGGGUGCUUUAGCUGUUGACUAUACCUGGAUGGAAAUUUCUCCCGCACUUUGAUGAAGUGUCAGUGAGCCAGCCCCAAAUCUCAUGGCCAGAAGUUACUGUUAGCAUGGAAACUUUCUCAGCUUUGGCGAUGGCUGGCAUGCUUCUUUGGGGAUUGGAGCAUGCAGGAUCAUCGCAGCCAAAUGUUUUAUUGGAUUGGCCUGUUAUUGGCUAAAAUCAAGAUGGCUGAAUUAAGAGCACAUGAUUAAACUGCGGAACUUUCCGCCACAGGAGGCAGUGAUGACCACCAAUUUAGAUGGUUUUAAAAGAGGAUUGGAUAAAUUCAUGGAGGAAAGGGCUAUCGAUGGCUGAAAGCCACAGUGAUUAUGCUCUGCCUCCAUGGUCAGAAGCAGCAAUGCUUCUGAAUACCAGUUCUGGAAGCAACAAGAAGGGAGAGGGCUCUUGUGCUUGGAUCCUGCUUGUGUGCUUACCAAAAGAAGCAUCUGGUUGGCCACUGUGAGAAAAGGAUGCUGCACUAGAUGGGUCGUUGGCCUGAUCCAGCAUGGCUUAUGUUCAUUAGUUUCAGUGAGUCUACUCUGAGUAAAACUUAGUUGAAUGCCACCCAGUGGAAAUUAUUUCCAGGGAGACACGUGAUUAGAGUAGUCUGGGGUUCUAUGAAUUGUUCUCAUCCCUCUCCCCCUGCCCUCCCGGUACAAAUAAGCUGAUGUUCGUUUAUGGGGAGAUAAAAAAGGAUUCUGAGCAUACUCCUUUAGUAGAUUUGGCAAGCAAUUCAUUAUGACUGUUAAAACAUUUAUUUAAGAGUAUAUUUUACCCAGAUGUCUCUAUGCAUUACGACCUUCAAUGCCUUCUGCAAAAAUGAGAAAUGUAAAUGGAUUUGCAAGGUGGGAGUUAUUUGUUGUCUUCAAACAGUGGAUAUUGCAAUGAUAAAACCAUUCAAGUAUGUUAUUUCACCUCUCUCCCCUUUUACAGCCCAUAUUUUGUAUUGAAACGUGUUGUGUCUCAGUAACGUGCAAUAAAUUAUCUCACUAUGGUCACUAUCUAACUGCGCUCACAAUUAUCUUUUUUUAAGGCUGCCAAACACUAAAAGCAGGGCUGGGUGGGUAUCAUAAUAUGCUCCUCCCUUUAGGAGACCCCCUACCACUUUUAUUUUCUGCCAGAAUAGCUUCAAAAAACAACAGCAAGCUAGUCUCUGUCCUCAGGUUUGCAACCCAAAAAAAGCAAUGAAAGAUGAGGGAAAAGGGGCAGGUAGGGAGGAGGAAAAAAGCACUCUCAGGUAUCAGUUCUUGAAGCUGUAGCUCUUAAAAUAGUUCUGGCAGCCAGCCAACAUGAUGUUCUCCAAAUGACAGACACUAACUGUCACCAUUCCUGGUAACUGGCAAUGCUGGUAUAAUGAUAAUUACUUUACAUUUUAUAUCCCACCAUUGCUUCCAAGGAGCUCAAGGUGGAGUAUAUUGUUCUCCCCACUUCCCAUUUUAUCUUCACAACAACCUUGUGAGGUAGGUUAGGCUGAGAUAGGGCUGAGCAGGGAUUUGAACCCAGGUGUCCCAUGCCCUAGCCUGACACUAACCACUACACUACUGCUUGAUGGGGCUUGGAGUCCAACAUAUGAAAGGGCACAAUGAUGUCUACCCCUUGUGCAUGCCAAAACAGAUGAGUGGGAUAUUAAUGGAUAAUAAUAAUAGACAGGGUGAGGGGGUACAAUUUUUAAAAAAAUAAUAGACAGCAAAACUACCUUUUAGCUGCUCAGGCGCGUAGGAUGGUGAACAGAACAAUUUACAGUAUCCCCAAUUCUCAGCACUCUUAUCUUUCUCUCUCUCUGUGUUUGUAAAAACAGCUCCCAAAUAUCCCCGCCCCCCAAAAAACCCUGACUUUCAUUACCUUUAAAAAAAAAAAUCUAUAUCAGGAAUGGGGAACUUUCCGGCCUCACGCUCUUCCCUCCUUUUUGGGUAUGUGUGAGACAUUCACCAACAAUUGGCUUCGCGAAGAGACAAAAGAGCUCUCGCGCUCAUCAUGACUGCACACGUGCACACGAGUGGUGCUUCCGCGUAUUCAGCCGGGCUAGCCACACGGGGACCCGGAAGCGAGCGGCUACCUACAUCUCUACAAACUUCCACAUCUCUACAGCGUCUAUGAAGUUCCUCUCUCCGCCCCGCCCCGCCCCGCCCCUCUGUCAGCCUCCGUCACGUGCUCAGAACGCUCGGACGCCCGGCGCCGCCCUUCGCUUGCCCUGCUGCGGAAGUGACGCAAGGAUUCCGAAGGGCGGGGGAAGGAGGAGAAGGAAGAAGGAGGAACAAGCUGGUGAGGAGACGCAGGAGGCGGCGAAGGGCCCCCCAGGUGAGCCUGGCUGGCUGUGGGGCCGAAGAGGGAGGGGGAAAGGGGUUUCAAAACCCUAUGGAGUUUGGGGGUGGGGGGGAAGGAGAGUGAAAGGACCCCGCACCCUCCCCCUCCCAUCUCUCCUUCCUUACUGAGUAAUCUGGGAGCUUUAAUUGCUGUAAUUAUCGUGUUUGUCACUGAAUGGCCCUGCUAUUGUUAAGUUAUCUAUUGCAUUGAUGUCCCACCUUCUUCCCCUCCGAGGAGCCAAGGUGGGGAACGUGGUUCUUCUCCGUGUAAUCCCCACAACGACCCUGUGAGGUAGGCUAGGCUGAGAGACAGGGACUGGCCCAAGGUCACCCAGGGAGCUGCAUGGUUUAAUGGGGCUUUGAACCCUGAUCUCAGCCCAACACUUUAACCACUACACCACACUGGCUCAGUUAGGUUCAGUGGUUUCACUGGGUCAGCUUUGGGUAGAGCUUAGAAUUGGGUGCAACCCAUCAUAUUAUGUGGCUAAGAUCAAAGUGAAAGAUAUGUUGUGUAAAUCAUAUUUACGACGGCUUUAUUUUGCAAGUUAACUAUAACUCUGUGCUUAUCAGUUAAUGCAUUAUAUUUACCUUAUUAUAUCUUUAUUACUUAUGGAUCAACUGUACAUUAUAUUAUCAGUGAAUGAUGGUAUCGAAUGUUAAAAAUAAUUUUAGCAUUAUGGAUCUUAUCAAAUGUUAGCUGCUGUUUCCAGCUGCAUGAAUGUUUUGAGGUCUCUGCCUUUUUAAACCUAUCUUUGAUUUUUAAAACAGUUUUUCAACCUAUUGUUUUGAUUAUAUGGCUAUCAUUGCCCUUGAGACUUAAGUGAAAGGUGAUCUAUAAAGGGAUAAAUUAAUAAUAGUAAUAGUCAUACCUGGCAGUAGAUCUUUUGAGUUGCUUCCAGUUAAACUGCACUCAAGAGGAGACCCACCAAAAUGAAGGGGCCUAAGAACCUAGGACUUGCCGAUCAGAAGGUCGGCGGUUCGAAUCUCCAUGAUGGGGUGAGCUCCCGUUGCUCAGUCCCAGCUCCUGCCAACCUAGCAGUUCGAAAGCACAUCAAAGUACAAGUAGAUAAAUAGGUACCGCUCCAGCGGGAAGGUAAAUGGCGUUUCCGUGUGCUGCUCUAGUUCGCAAGAAGCGGCUUAGUCAUGCUGACCACAUGACCCAGAAGUUGUACGCCGGCUCCCUCGGCCUAUAGAGCGAGAUGAGCACCGCAGCCCCAGAGUCGUCCGCGACUGGACUUAACAGUCAGGGGUCCCUUUACCUUUACUCCUUGAAGCAUCUCCUAAGAUACUUCAUGUAGUAGAUGAUGUGUCAGUAUGAAGAAAAAGUGCCGUGUUUGGGACUCUUUAGUUUAGAGAAAAGAGUUGGCCACGACUGGACAUAAUGGUCAGGGGUCCCUUUACCUUUAAGGAAGUCAUGCCCAUUCAUUUUAGUGAGCCUACUCUGAGUAGGACCAACACUGGUUACAAUGAAAUCAGUGGACUUGAGUAACAAUGACUUCAAUGGUUGACUUUUUGAGUUGGACGUCACCCUAAGUGCUGCGUAGUGGGUCACUUCUCUCCUCCCCUGAGGACAAGGUGGUCCUUUAUGACCACAAAUGGUAGGUUACCUACAAUUAUAUACUUUAUUUUGAAUAUGUAAUUGCAUUGUAUAUAAAGACUUAACAACAGUAGAUAAAACUGGAAUUAAAUUUAGUAUUACUGUUAAAAAAAAAAUCAUGGUGAAGAAGCAGUUAUAGAUGGGCUGGUCUUCCCUGGCUUUGGAGGAAGAGUGCAAAGGUCCCUCUUGCAUAAACUGGAAACUUAAAACUAUAACUAGAACUGUUGUGUGAUAAAGUAUAAUUAGUUUUUGAGUUACUUUAAUAGUGAUUUACAGGCUUAUGCAGAUUUUUAUUUUAUUUUUUGCUUGGGAAGUUAGCAUGUUGUUCUCCAACUGUUGGUAUGGAGGUAAUCAUGUUUUGUUGUCAACUUAUUAACUGUGUGUGUGUGGCUUGUAGUAAUUUGUCUUAACUUUUAAAAUGAGUCAUGGGAGCUGCCCCCCCACCCAACAUAAGCUGGGAGCUUAACAUUAUUAUGAUGAGCAGUAUUAUAUGAAUUUUAUUUAUUUUAGCAUUAUGUUGAUAUCACUGUUAAAUGCAAUAAUAAACUAGUCAGUGUUGCAGGGUGGUUGUCAGGAGACAAAUGGAAGUGUGGGGAAAGAAUCAUACCGAGGAUUGGGGACAAAAUCGUAGCUCAGGUGGAUGCAUGUACGCCAAGAAUUAAGCAACAGGUAUUCUGAGCGUGUGAUCAGUCAAGGAAUUUUUGUAACCAGUACCAUAAUUAGGAUCCCAUGUUCUGACCCACAAAAGAUCACUAUUCGCUUUUCCCCAAGUGGUGUUUUCUAGCAAAGUAAUUUAUUCUUGCAUUGCAGGGGGUUAGACUAGAUGACCCUCAGGAUCCCUUUCGACUCUACAAUUCUAGGAUUCCAUGAGCUGUGGGUGGGUGUGUUUUUUUAGUUACUGCUUUUGUUAAAAAAUUGGGAGUUAGCACCCUUUGCUGCUAUACAUCAUUGAGAUCUACCAGUAGAUCCUAAUCGACUUUCUGCCCACCCCUGGCCAUACACCACCUUGAGUUCUCUGAGCUGGGAUAAACAAUAUUAUUUUUGAAGCAUCACAAGGUGUUUAGUACUACUUAUGGCGUACAAGAAGGCAGGUUCCUGCUCCUGAGGGCCUUAGCCUAUAAAAUGCAGCAUUGGAAGAGCUCUCAUCAUAAGAACUGAUGUCUGAGUUUGUUUCUUCCACUAGGCAAAUUUAAGCCUAAUCUCUAGUGGCAGGGAGUUCCACACCCAAAAACACACCCAAAAAAGAAAAAACGUCCAAGCAGUUUACAACACAUUAAAUAAAACAAUCCAGCAUAAAACAGAUUCAAGCUGCAAGGACAAUAUUUCAUAUUCUUCUCUAAGUGACAUUUUGCGUUCCUCAUAUUCAUCAUCUACUUAAUUUUUAUAGCUGCCCCAUAGCAGAAGUACUCUAGGAAGCCAGUGUGGUGCAGUGGUUAGUGUCAGACUUAAGACCUGGGAGAUCAGGAUUCAAAUCCCCUCUUAGUCAUGAUGCUCACUGGGUGACCUUGGGCCAGUCACAGCCUCUUAAACUACCUCACAGGGUUAUUGGAGGAAUUAACUGAGGAGCGACGUGAACCAUGGACUCCUUGGAGAAAAAGGCAGGAUAUAAAUGCGGUAAGGAAGCUCUUCUGCUUACCUGCUUAAGAGAGCUGGAGGGGCCAACUAGAUGGAAAUGUCUGUCGCCAACAUGGCAUCCAGAUAUCUCCAUGUGGUUGCAAUUGGGCCAGUGUCAGUCGCAAAACGUGCUGUACGCUUGGUUAAUUUCUAACACUUAUCCCAAGGGAGGUAGAGGGGGUGGGGAGGCUUCCUAUGGGGGUUAACAGAGAAUUGAGUGUAAGGAGGUAAACAGACAUUUCUGUCCUGUGAGCAGAUUUAAAAAUCUACCAGUAGACACACUAAACUGAAGUGUAUAUGGACAUAUGAAGAUGCCUUACUCUUGCUAAUAAUAAUAAUAAUAAUUUAUUUAUACCCCGCCCAUCUGGCUGGGCUCAUGUCCCCUAGUGCUGUUGACUCUCACUAGCAGCAGCUGUCCAGAGUCUCUUAUAAAGAGUCCUCUCCCAUCUCUUCAGCCUGGGUAGCUUGGUUGGUUAGAUCAUGGUGCUGAUAACACCAAAGUUGCCGGUUUGAUACCUUAUGGAACAGCUGCAUAUUCCUGCAUUGCAGGGGGUUGGACUAGAUGAUCCUAAGGAUCCCUUCCACCGCUACAAUUCUGUGGUUCUCCUAAAGGGCAAAUGCUGUAGCUCAGUGGUAGGGUGUCUGCUUUGCACACAGAAAGGCUCAGCUUCCAUCCUUGGCCUCUCUGGGUAGCACUGGGAGAAACCUGAGUCUGAAACCCUAGAGAGCUGCUGCCAGUGUAAACAGUUCUGAGCUAAAGGGGCCAACUGAUUCAGCCUAAGGCAUCCCAUAACUGAAGGGACCUUUUGCAUACACUGCACAGUGUGCUGUACCAGGAAGAGACGGUGGCUCUUCGCUGAUGGUGACCCAUCAGCACGGCAAUCUGCCCAGUGUUUUUUCUUCGUGUUUCUCUCACGCUUUUGAAGAGCAACGAUGCUUGGAGUUCUAAAACUAGAGGAAGACUCCAACUUCCUUUCCUAGGUCCUUGCUGCAGCUUGAAUCCCAGUUCUCUUCCUCUGUCCCUGCCUGCUGCCCCUUGCAUUUCCCCCGGCCGCUGAGCCUGGUGCUGCCUCUAGUGCAGACGUGGCUCCAGCCAGUUUGUUCCGAAGAUUAAUCAUCUGGAGCUGAUUAGUUUAUUAGAUCGGAAAAGGGCGGGGUGCGUUGGGGAAGAAAUGUUAGGGGCUUGUCUGGAAGAACAAUUUUGAUGUUGGUAUGUUACUGUGGUUUGGAAAGUGAAACUGCUAAAGAGUUCCUCCCACCCCCUUGAGUGGAGGUGUGCACCCCAGACUUUCUGGUACAAGUUGAAUUCCCUACCCUGUGCGCAGAAGAUCAGCGUUUGGACGCUACAUGGCUAAAUCAAGGACCCAGUUGUGUUUGUGCCCUCUCUCUCACCCCCCCCCCUUUCUGUCACUAGCAAGAGAUUGGUAACUGUGUUAAAGAGGACUUUCUGGGAACUGAUUCCCCCCCUAGGCUCUUGCCCUUCGCUCCCCUCUCCACCCCAUUUUUCAGAUGUAGCUGCUGAAAUGCUGCAAGGCUACUGUUUCCUUUUCUCUUUUUGUAGCAGAUUGACACUGCUGCCCCUAUAAAAAUGAGCUCCUGACCCUACUGCUUUCUAGCUCUGGCUGCUGUCUUGACUUGCAGGCAGCUCAGCCCCUCCCCAUGAUUCUCUGGUGACCUCACAACUUGACUGCCUUUUCAAAAUGCCUGUCAGGGGUUGCAGAACGCCUCCCUCUCCCCCUCUUUCUCAGCACCUUUCUGGGUUAAAUGGGUCAAGGGCAGCUAUCCCACUGUGUGCUGAGUGCGGCUGUGGAGUCGAGUUGCCUCCUAGAUCCUGCAGAGGAUUCAUGGAAAAUACUGAUGAUGAAGUCAUCCCAGUCCUUUCUGUUCCCAAGGCUUCUUGCAUACCGGUGACAUUCCUGAGUGCCUCUGCGUGUUUGACUCAGCACGAGCAAACAUUUGCACACUCUUAGAUGUAUUCCAGGCCUGCAAAGGCAGCUCUCCUCUUUUCCCAUCAGCGUUGGGCUGCCAAGUUUGCUUUCAACCUCCUACUUAGAAAAAGGGUGUUUUCAUUCACUGGUUGUCAGCUGCUCCUGAGGAACAGCAGAAGGCUUACUUGCAUUCUCGUGGCUUAGUUAGGACAGGCUUAAUCAUUUUCUGUUUGUUCCUUGUUCUGUAUGAACCUGUGCUGUUCCCUUAUUCUGAGUGAGGUCACUGGGACAGCUAAACCAAGAAGCUUCUCACCGUCUUGGGCAGAAGGAUAUUUUCCCUGUCUUGGGUUGGGUAGAAUGAGAACCCCUUGCUUCAAGGGUGGCCUAGGCUGAGUAAUUCUGCAUGAUGCUUCCCCUGUUCCAACUUGAAGUGUGCAGAUUCUGGGGCUCUUCAGUCUUGUACAAUGGCAUUAUUUCUUUCUCAAUUUUUUUUUUAUGUUAAGCAAAAAAACCAACAACAAAACACCCCUAACCUGAAGAAGAAUGCUGAGGAACUCAGUGCUUUCUUGCUUGGUGACUGUUUAGUUCAAUAAAGGCGUUACUGCUGCUACUCUUGGAUUCUCUCUCCUUUUGGAUGAACAUUCUACCUCCAGUUUUAAUCUCUGUAUAUUUUUCAUAUUUGCAUCUUGUGAAGUGACCACUUCCCUUGCCUACCAGCUCUAUGCAGGUUGCUUUUGCAUGCAGUUCCUGCCCCAACUGGGCCCUCCUUGCUGACUUGUUUUAUUUUGGUCAUUUGAAGGAAUGACAGACUGUCCUUGCAGGCCUCCACCCACUGGGCGGGACACAGUUUGCUUGACUAGCGCUUGCAUAAUCUCCUUGCAGACACACUUUGAGUGAGUUGCAUGAAAGCGCCUACCUUGCAUGACAAAUCUUGACAGUGUCAGUUUUUCCUUCUAGGUCCUGGUGAUAACUUCAUAGCUAUCAGGGUGGCUGAUAAUGCAUUUUCUGUCUGUGCUGUCUUGAUAGUUUUCUGCAGUUGGCCUCUUGUUCCUGCAAUUAUACUGAUUUGCUGUGAACUCAUAUUCUUAUCACAUGAUGCCAUGAGGCUGUUUUUCUCAUGUUUGGGGUGUGUGCCGCUGGCUGUCAGGAGCAGGUUGGCAAUAAAUUACAUGGCGUUAGUGGAGUUAAUUUUUUAUUCAAGGAAACAAGGUCAACUCAGGAGGCCGGGCCUAGUGAGCACAGCAACUCGUCCCAGUAAAUCUUGCUCCUAUAAGGCAGUUGUGCAGACUGAAGGUCCAUGGCCUUUCCACAGUUGCCUAAGUCUCCUCCUCCGCCCCUGAUUCCAUCCCAAGCAGUCUGAAACUUCGUCGCCAUGCCUGUCUGCUCCACCCUCUUCAUCCCUCUUCUGGCUUUGCUUUGCCGUCUUCUGGUUCUGGGAGACCGGGGGAGAGGUGAGCUGGUCACAGCAGGAGGAGGAGAACCCCUGGCUUUUUCUGCAGCCUGACUCAUCUCUGCCAGAAUGGUGGAAGAACGAUAGUCACAGACCUGUUUUACACACAGACUACACAUAGCCCUGUAUAUAAUUGUGUUGCCCACUCUAGGAAUUGCCAUGAUAAGAGGGAUGCAUGUGUAAAAAUUACAGUCCCUGAAUGCAAAGCAUGGCAUAGCCUCAGUCAAACAGCACUCAUAUUUUGGGUGGGCAGGUUGGUGAAAUAGUUGACAACCUCCCAUAGUGAUUUUGGUGCCAAGACUUUCUCUCUUUCCAGUGCAGAUAAGCUGGCCACCAGCCAGGCUGCUAUUUAGCUUGGCCUUAGAUCUUGUUUUUUGGGACCAUUUUAUGUUUAUAGCUCAAGUUCUGGACUGUCUUGGCCUGUGUGUGUGUGUGUUUCCUUUUGCUGCUAAAUCUUGCAGUGUAUUACCUUCUAAGAACAUGAGAGGAGCCUGCUGGAUCAGGCCAAUGGCCCAUCUAGUCCAGCAUCCUGUUCUCACAGUGGGCAACCAUAUACCUGUGGGAAAUCUGCAUUCUCUCUUGCGGUGGCUUCCAGCAGCUGGUAUCUGGAAGCAUUGCUGCCUCCAACCAUGACGGCACAGCUGAGCCAUCCCCGCUUGUAGCCAUUGAUAGCCUUCUCCUGCAUGACGAGACUCAUGGAACUCAUUGCUAAUCUAUCUAGUUACAACACUCUAUGACAUCUUUCCCCAUCCUGGUGCCCUCCAGAUGUUUUGAACUACAGCUCCCAUUGGCCCCCAGCAACAUGCAGCUGUGCUGGCAGGGACUGAUGAGGAUUGUAAUGCAAAACAUCUGGAGGGCUCCACGUUGAGAAAGAAGGAUUUCUAGGAUUGCAUAACAGGAGCUCUGCAACUUGGAAGAUGGCUUUGCUCUAGUAGCAUUUUAUUAAUACCUAUCUUGAACUCCUGAGGAACUAGGGAGGGGAGGUGCUGUGGCAUUUUAUUCCUGGCAUUGCACAUGCCACUUUCCCCAGCUGGUUUCUUUGAUUUGUGUAGGACCUCCCCCACUUUUGCUUAUUUGAGUGACAUUUAAAAACAACCCCCUUUUCCCUCCCACCACAGCAGGAGCAAGAUGAGCCUGAAGUCGGAACGCCGAGGCAUCCACGUGGACCAGUCUGAACUGCUCUGCAAGAAAGGAUGCGGUUACUAUGGCAACCCGGCUUGGCAGGGCUUCUGCUCCAAGUGCUGGAGGGAGGAGUACCAAAAGGCCAGGCAGAAGCAAAUCCAGGAGGACUGGGAGCUGGCUGAGAGGUAAGGAGGUGUUGGCGCCAGGGAGAAAUGCUUAGCUCCAGCUUUUGUAGCAUUGCCACAAAUUGCAUGUUAAUCUGUGGCUUGAAUUGCUUUUUUAAACAGCCCUCUACAAAGAUAAUGCUUAGUAACAUGUCAGUUCUUUGGUAGGAUAUCGGAUGGGGACAGCUGAAGUGUAUGUGUGUGUGACUGAGAGGGGGCGUUUUGGUCAUGGCUGGGCUGAAACUGCAAUGUGGAGAGUUCCCCAAGCAGUAAGGAACAUGGGAAGCCAGCUCAUACUGAAUCAGGACACUGGUCCCUCUAUCUCAGUAUUGCCUACACUGACUGGCAGUGGCUCUCCAGGGUUUCAGGCAAGGAGUCUUUUCCAGCCUUUUCUUUUAAAAAUCUUUCCUUGAUCAGAGAAAAAACACCCCCCACAGUGUUUCAUAAGGCCCAUAGUUGUUGUUCUUCACACACAAGAUAAUUAAAACACGAAACAGCAUAUAUAUUUACAAGAAGACUAAAACAAGUGGAUGCUUGUGGUAUCCAACUGGGAAAGCUUAUUGGAACCAAAAACAUCUCCAGCUGUUUCUGUAGAGGGCAAAUAGAGUGUGCCUACUUCAACCAAACCGAUCAAUGGUUUGGAGCACAUUGAGGAACAACAUUUUUGGCUUUUUAGUUUAGACAGAGGAAUUGAGAGGCCGGGACACAAAAUUAUGCACAGUGGAAGGAGUUUCUCUCUCUCUCUCUCUCUCUCCCCUCUCAUCUCAUAAAACAAAGACCCAAGAAAACUGAACACUGGAUGACAACUGGAAGUGGUUUUUCAUACAGCACAUGGUUAACCUGAGGAAUUUGCUGCUGCAGGAUGUAGCAGUACCGCGUUGUCGUACGUUUUGGUUCUUGAACGCUGAAAACCCGGAAGUAAAUGCUUCCAUUUUCGAACUUUUUUCAGAACCUGAAUGUGUGACGCAGCUUCCGCUGAGUGCAAGAAGCUCUUGCAACCAAUGGGAAGCCAUGCCUCGGUUUUCUAAUGUUUCGGAAGCUGAACGGGCUUCCGGAACGGAUUUUGUUUGAGAACCGAGGCACCACUGUAUAUGGUCUAGCAGCUGAUUGUCUCUGUUCUUGCAUUUCCAGCCCUCCUGGGACAGCUAAGGGGAAAUAAGCAGAGAUUUAUACCAAAAUUGGUUGGGCAAUUGUCUGGAUAGGGUAGAACAAAGCUUUCAGAAUUCUUACGCUUGAUGUGUGUGUACGUGCGUGUGUGCUCACACAUUGACACAGUAUAAAGGGAUCACAUUCUUGUGCUCUGGGUGCAAAUGAAUAAAUGAAAUUUCUGCAAGUAGAAAGUUGGCAGACUGUGAAAUGAGCGAGAUAAAACCAUUAUGCUUGAUCUGCUAAUUCUUCUGCUUGCGGGGGUACAUUCAGAAAUGGUAUGCACUUACUGCAGUCUAUAGUAUUGCUAUUCCCAGCCUGCUUCAAGGUGUAGGCCAGAAGCCUGGCUUAAAUGUGUGACUUGAUUUUAUUGUGGAGCCAGAAUCUGACCCUGGAGGAGACAGGAGGGAUUCCCAGCGGCUGGUGAAACUCAGCAUCAGUGCUUCUUGCUGGAACUAACUGUGGCUCUGUUUUCUCCACCUGGUUGCAGGCUUCAGCGUGAGGAGGAGGAGGCCUAUGCAAGCACUCAGCACCCUCAAGGGGCUCAGUCGCUCACGUUCACCAAGUUUGAGGAGAAGAAAACCAACGAGAAAUCACGGAAGGUGACGACGGUGAAGAAAUUCUUUGGGGCGUCAUCUCGACCGGGAGCUAAGAAGGGUAAGCGGGGAGAGCGGUUAGGGGGGGGCUUUUAAAAACAGCUGGGUAAUGAUUUCAAGUUUUUCUGUUUCACUAGCCUUUUGGAUUGGUAUACAGCAAUUAUUGUGGCCCUUUCCAGACUCUUAAAUCAGUUGGUCUGAGUCAUCACCUAACUCGGAAAAAUAUUAUUUUAUGAUAAGCCAGCAGAGCUCUCAAAGUGCACAACCCACAGCACAUACAGCUGCAUUACCUUUAUCGUAAAGGAAACGCUACAGCUAAUGACAGCAUUGAGAGCCACAUUUGCUCCUUUGCUCUCAGCCAAGAUGAUCUUUGAGAUGGCCUUUCUGCGCAGGGUUGGAAGAAGGGGGCCAGGGCCGGGGGGCGGCGGAAGCCAGAGCUUGCAACCCAAGAGUAUCAGUCUGCAGUUUCAAAGGACAGGGGCAGGAAGAGACAGUGUAGGCACUGGGAGAUUCCCCUCUCUGCCUGUUUUAACCCCUUCACACACCCUUCUCAGCAAGUCCUAUGCCACACUAUAAAACUACCUUCAGUUCAUCAGGGCCUCCUUUCCUGUCUGUGAACGAGAACUGCCAGAUAUUUGGUCUCUCCUCUCCUCCCUCUCCCUUAACUGUGUCACCCUUGGGAGUCCUUGCCUUUUUUGCAUUUGUUCCAGCCGCUCAGGAGUCCAGCGUUAAGUCCGGACAGCUUGGGAAGGAGCUCAGUGCUGAUAACCUUCUCAGGGACUUGAAGGAGAUUUUUACUCCACCCUGGGAACUCUCUUCUCCUGCUGAAGGUAACGCGGCCCAGCCGCACCAAACCCGCCUCUCUGCUCAUUUUAGCAGCUUUGCCGAAUCCAAAGCUAGGGUUGUGCCAGGAGUAGCUCCCAUAGAGCCUCUCAUCAAUUGAUCAAACUGCUUCCUUACCACCUUUCCCGUCUUGGAAUUGGAGACACUGCAGUCCUUCAAAUUGAGUGCGUUCAUCAUUUCCCUGCAAGAUGACACAAAUAGCAGUUCUAUUAUUUUGGUUGAACUUUCUGCCGGAAGGGCCAAGACCACGACUCAAGUUAAGCAAAGAACUAAAGCAGCAGGUUUUUAUUAUUUAUUGAUUUAUUGCAUUUUUGUCCCACCUUUUCUCCAAGGAGUACAAGGUGGCAAACACGGUUGCCCCCUCUCCUCAUUUAAUCUCCCGCAACAACCCAGUGAGGGUCGGUUAGGUUGAGAGGCAGUGAGUGGCCCUUGAAGUUGCCCAGUGAGCUUCAUGGCUGAGUGAGGAUUCGAACCCUAGUCUCCCAGGUCAUAGUCCCAACCAUAGUCUUAACCAUUAUGCUACAUUGGUAUUUCUACCUUUGCUAGCUUGGGCUAUGGAGCAGAAAGUUACAGUUCAAUACAGUCAUACUUCAUGUUACGUUCUUUCAGGUUACGUCCCGCGGCGACCCGGAAGUACCGGAAAGGGUUACUUCUGGGUUUCGCUGCUCGCGCAUGCGCAGAAGCGCAAAAUGAUGUCACGCGCAUGCACAGAAGUGGUGAAUCGCAACCUGCGUGUGUGCAGAUGCGCUGCUGCAGGUUGCAUUCUUUUCACGUUGCGAAUGGGCCUCCGGAACGGAUCCCGUUCGCAACCAGAGGCAUCACUGUAGAAGGGAGCAAUUUUACUAUGAGGAUGCAAGAACAUGGAGGCAGCUGCACUGAGCGAACUGUGGAACCUGCUUCCGCAGGAGGCAGUGAUGGCCACUGACAUGGAUGGUUUUAAAAAAGCAUCAGACAAGUUCAUGGAGGAUAAGAAGGCUAUCCUUGUCUGCAAGCCGUGAUGGCUUUACUCUGCCUCUGCGGUUGGACGCAGCAAUGCUUUGAAUACCAGUUGUUCUGGAAACCGCAGGAGGAGAGAAAGAGAGCUGUGGUGCUUGAGUCCUGCUUGCAGGCUUCCCAGAAGAGGCAUCUGGGUGGCCACUGUGAGAGCAGGAUGCUGGACUAGAUGGGCCACUGGCCUGAUCCAGCAGGCUCCUCUUGCGUUCUUAGGUGUUUGAGCAUCACAAGGCUGCGUACAAAAAUACCUGCAGAAUAAAUAAAAUAGCAGCUGGCAUCAGGCCAGAGCAGAUAUAUUUCAAGCUGUUGUGAUCACCUGGUAUCAGGGUCUAGCAAAGGUGGGAGAGAAUAUGUUUUUAGUGAGAUGCAGAAGGGUCUUCUGUUUCUGCACCUGUCUUGAUUCAGAAGGGAGGCGAUUCCAUGAGGAUGUCCUCCCGCUGGUCGCAGUCAGGCAGGUCUCUGCAGGCUGCAGCAGAGCCAGGAGGACCUUGUCAGACGACCUCAGCUGCUGUGGAAGGAGCAGGCAGCUGCCCAGGGGCUGGUGGGAAUUGUAGUCCAGAACCUCUGGAGAGCACCUGAUCAGCAAAGGCUGCUCUACAAUUUGCUGAGGGCCUGCAGGGACUUUUUCUUAGAGAGUUUCUUGCCAUUAAGCAGUAUGUAAAUCUUGUUUAGAUAAAUAAAAUAAGAAGCCAGAAGCUACCCAUGUUCCUUUGGGAGGAAGGGAGGGUUAUAAAUGUAAUUAAAACAUUCCAGAAGCUAGCUUAGGAGCCUAAAAACUUGGUUCUUUCCUUCAAGAAAAUAUGGAUAAAAAUACUUGCUGCAUUCCACACGGUUUUAACUUACAAAAGUGUUGAAUGUGCAUAAUGGAGUCUCUUGUGUGCAUUGAUGUUUCUUCUCUUAGAUUUUAAGCAAAACUAAAAAAUUCUCAGUCCUUGAGACUGUUCUGAAUUGGAAUAUUUCCUUCCGGCUCUAAGAAGGGCAGAUUUUAAAAAAAGGCUCUGAGAGAUAGAAGCUGUUGGAUCAAAGCUGCCCCUCCAGGCCAUAACAGUGAAAAGGGGAAAUUAGGAGUUGUAUGUGACGGAAAUGAGAUUAUAUUAUUUCUAUUUUUUUUUAGGUCAACUAUUAGUGUUCUUCUUCCUUUAAAAAAGCAAGUCUUUGAAUGUAGAAAUAGAACAGGGCUGAAGGUGCCCUUUGUCAUAAUUAUAACCACACACUAUGACUCUGCCCCUAGUCUGCAAAUUGACUGACCUUACAUAAUUCUAGUUUUGCUAGUCUUGGGAGGGGCAGGGACUCUGAAUUAAUUUUAUUUUAUUUUUCAGUUCAAUUCAGUCCAGUUUAUAUUCGGCUCCUCUUUACUGAGGAGCCAUGGGCAGGAAACAGAUGUACCAUUUGAAACAAAAACAAAGCAAACAUUUUAAAACAUUCUAAAAACAUAAUAAAAAACAUCUACAAUCAGUUUGCCGUUCAAAAAAUUACUUUGCAGGCCAUUAAACACAUUUUCCCAUCCCCUGUUCUCAGGGUUGCUAGGAACAGUCUUCUUCAGUCACCAUAUGCACCUGGAUCAAUAGGAACAUUUCUCCUGAAUAAGGACGGAGACAAUCAUGCUUCACUAGGGAAGGUAUUCCACAACCAGGGAACCUCCACUGAAAAGGCUCUGCUGUGGGUCAGCACCAGGUGGGCAGCCCCGGUGGCAGCCCCACCAAGAAGGCCUCACUUGCUGGUCAUAGGGUCUGAGGUGGUUAGUAUUGGGGAAGAUGCUCCCCCUCCAGUUGCUUGACCAGUUUUCUUGCUUCUGAGAAUUAAGCAGUCUUAACCCACACACUUCCAACCCUAACUUUGUCCCAAUAAGGACUAGAAACAUGUUUUAAGGAAUAAAAAGAGAGCUGGGUGUAUCCACAGCCAUAUCCUGCACUUUUUUUGGCUUUCCGAAUCCAAGCUUUUCUAUCUGCAGCGGUUUUUGUUUCUGUUUCUUUGCCUUUCUCUAACCUGUUUUUUCAAGGUUUCUGUGGGAUCCAAUUUUAAUAGAAACAGCUUCCUACAUGGUUUCUGUUGUGCUUGCAGAACACAUUUCCCAUUCACCAUAUCUGUCCGGAAGGCCGAUGGGAACCCAGGAAGCUGCCUUAUAUUACGCUAAGGCAGAUGUUGGUCCAUUUAAGAUGGUGCUUCCUACACUGACUGGCAGCAACUCUCCAGUUAGAGUAUUCCCAGAGCUACCUGGAGAUGCUGGGGGUUGUACCUUGGAUGUUUUUGCGUGCAAAGCAGAUGCUCUCCACCACUGAGCUGUGGCUCUUCCCUGCUGCCACAGAGCUAGAUCUGAUGUGCUUAAAUUACAGGGUGGUACAACUCUGUUUCACAGAAAGCUGCCUUAUACAGAGUCGGGCCAUUGGAUCAUCUGGCUCAGUAUUGUCUACACUGGCAGGCAGCCUUUCUCCAGAGGUUUCAGACAGGGCAACCAGCUCAACUGGAGAUACUGGGGAUUGAACCUGGGACCUUCUGCAUGCAAAGCAGAUGCUCUGCCACUGAGCUGCAGCCCUUCCUUAGGUCCCCCAGCUUUUCCUGAGCACUACCUCUUUGUGUUCUUCUGAACACAGUAGGGCUCUCCUCUUCCUUGCUGCUUUUUGCCAAAAUUCUUAUGAGCUGCACUGAUUGGCUGUUUCAAAAAAUUGUACUCCCUCCCUCCCUCCCCACCCAAAAGUUGGAUAUCGCAUUUUUGAAGUCAAAGGCUGGAUCAAAUUUAUUUUAUGUUAUUUAUCACAUUUAUAUCCUACCUUUUUCUGCAGGGAGCCCAAGGUGGCAUACAUGAUUCCGCAUUUAAUCCCCACAAUAACCCUGUGAGCUUCAGAGCUGACUGGGGAUUUGAACCCUGGUCCCUCCCAGGUCCAACAUGAACCACUACACCACAUUGGAUUAAGCUAGGGGUUUCUGGCAGAAGCCAGCUAGAUGAUGCUGGAGUGUCUCGCGGCAUGGCAUGGUAGCAAUGGUGUCCCAUAUCCUGGACCCCAGCAUCCAGCAUGAAAGGAUCCAUCACUUCUAAGAUUCCCUGAUUAGUCUCUUGCCUCUGGAAUUUGCCCUCUGUGAUAACCUACCUUCCCGAUUUCUCUUCCAAAUGUCAUUGCCGAGGAAGAACAUGUGGUUCAAAACCUGGCCUAAGUGGCCUUAAAUGUCUAGUGAGUUAAAUCCUUGCUCUCCGUAAAACUGCUAAGAUUCCAGAAGUGGAUCUGUUCUGAACAGUUACCAGGUUUCGGACAAUUUGGGCAUCAUAUCGCAUCAUAUCGCCCGUGAUAUUUAGACUCCUGACCGUCUUCUCCCUGCCCUCCCCAUAACGCUACAACAAGUGCGAGGAACCUGUGGCACCCCAGGUACAAAGGGACUCCAGCUCCCUUCAGCCCUGCUCAGCUUGGUCAGUGGUCGGGGGCAAUGGGAGAGUUGUUGGAGGGCUGUAGGGCCCCACUGCUGCUGGGGUGUUUGGGGAGGAUCAGGUCUCUUAACCACAAUCAAAUCCUUAAAAAAGGCUUAGACAGAUUCCUGGAGGAGAGGGCUGUUGAUGGCUACUAGCCACGAUGGCUAUGCUCUGUCUCAACAGUUACAGUGAUGCUUCUGAAUACUGGUUGCUGGAAACCACAGGAGAGGGUACUGCAUGUGAGUUCUCACAGGGAUAUGGUUGGCCACUGUGAGAAGAGGAUGCUAGACAUAAGUGGGCCUGAUUCAGCUGGGCUCUUCUUAUCUUAACCACAACUCUCAUAAUCUCUUGACCAAGGGUUGGGGCUGAUGGGAGUUGGAGCCUGGCAGUGGCUGGAGGGCUAUGACCCCACUCCCUGCCCCUCAAGCGCGGGGGGGGGGGGGAGGCUCUGAAGAAGGAACACAUAUUGCUUCCUGUAGUCCUGGAGAAAUUACGGUCCUCUGGCACUUGCUUAGCCAGGAAAGUGGCACAACCGUAGUGCGAGGCUUUAGGCUGAUGUGGAUGUUCCUCUAGAUGACAGUUUUCACUGAUGCUUUGCCUGCCUUGGAGCUUCCUGUGUGUUUCUGUGUCUUGCGGUGAGUCUCCACCUUCCUAUCCCCCGCCCCACCUGUUCAAGUAGAGGGUUUGGGGGUUUGGUGUUUGUGUGAAAGGGGCUCCAAAGGGGCAGGCGUGCUUUUAAGCCUCCGCCGUGUACAUUGGGCUGCAGCAAAGUCAACAGUGAAGACGCUUGGUGUGACCAGUUGCACGUCUUCAAGACCCCCAUGUAGAAGUCACUUAAAAGAUAAUGCCAGGCUGUGUGUCCUCUUUGGGUAGAACACUGUUUCCUGGACACUCUCUGUCUUCAGUGUGUGUUUGUGUGUGUGUCUUGUGCUCAGUCCCACAGCCCCACUAAUUUCCUAAUCCAUACAUUUUCCCUCUCUUGUGCCCCUGCCCCUGAGCUAGAUACACAAACCCAAAAAGGGUGUAUGUGCUUUUUGUUUGUGUUUAAAAAGCUCAGAUAAACUCAUUUGUAUUGCCAUGUGGUUCAGACAUCUUAGUGGUGCCUCAUCAUGGCUUUUUUUUUUUUAGGGGGGAGGGGGUGCCUAAAAUACGAAAAAGUUGAUAUUCAAUUUUGUUAGGUCUGUACAUACUUAAUUUCCUUACCCCAUCCAUUGGAAAUGAGGUUAGUCUAAGCAAAUAUGAAAGGGACACACUCUCUCUCCCUCUUCCCCCUGCCCCCCGGAAAUCAGUAGAGAGAGAUGCAUUGAAAUAAAACUGAUAGUGAUAAUAAUAAUUAAGACAGGAUAUGUAAGAGAGAAGAUACCAUAGCAGGAAAGAAGGAAAAAAGAAAGGAGGAAGAAAGAGAUGAAGGAAGAAGAGAAGGAAAGAAGGUGGGGGAAAGGGGAUGAGAGUGUGUAAGCAUGUAUGAUGCAGAGGGAAGGCACUCAGAAGUCAGGUAGCUGAAAAUAGGUUAAAAGAGGAGAGUUUUUGUGCAUGUUUAAAAGAAGUUGCUCCGGUGGGAAGGUCAGCUUACCUGGACCAGCCCUGCCACAGAGCAGUGAUAAGCAAUUCAUUGCCAUCUUGCAUCACUGCAUACUAAGGAGCUCCUGGUGGUUGGAUGCUAUGGUUGCUGGACAGCCAUUAUUUAUUUUAUUUUUAGUUUAACAUUUGUAUCCCACCUUUUCUUUUCUCCAAGGAGCUCAAGGUGGUAUACAUGGUUCUGCCUUUCCUUAUUUAGCCCUCACAGCAACCCUGUGAAGGAUUAUUAUUUAAUCUAUUUAUAUCCCACACUUUCUCCCAAGCUGGGAUUUGAGGCAGCUUCCACCACUUAAAAACAUCAUUACAAAACGCAAAUUAAUCAUAAAAAACCUUGUUAGUAGUUAAAAUAUAUCAGGUGCACUGCCUGCACCUUCGUUUCCAAAGGCCUCUCUGAACAGCAAGAUCUUAGCAUGCCGGCAGAAGGGAGCCAGCCUGACCUCUCGGAAGGGGAUCCCCCAGUGUGGAAUGUGGGAGCAGCCACAGAAAAGGCUCUCUUUCAGGUUGCCAGGGACGCAGGGAAGGUGCUCACCGAGGACAUUAGCACCUGGGCAGAUUUGUACAGGGAGAUGCGAUCUUCCAGGUAGCCUGGGCCCCAGCCCGAAAUGGUGAAACGCCUCCUGGUGUCUUCCCCUCCCUCUUGCAAACCGACAUCUGUCAUCAUGUGCCCUGCCUCUGACACAUUUGUGCUUUGCUCGCUGUUGUAUUUGUGAAACGCAAACUGAGACUGUCCUGUGUUUUGUUCUCUCUCUCUCUCCUUCUCCCUCUCUCUUUUCGUUCCAUCGCUUUUCGCUCGUCUGCCCUGCUCCAUUUGCGUCGCCUUCUCACGCUCCAUCCCUCCAUUCCGAACAGUCCUGGUUGGCAAACGGAGAGGUGGGUGACUUUCCGCUGCAUUUUGGAGCGCACCGUGACAAUGUUUGGCUUUGCUUGCGCCUUUUUGUGUGUUUGCGGCCUGCGGAACGCUGUCUCGUCUCCUUUUUGAUCGGGGCUGGUGGCCAUUUUAAAACACUGUGUUGCUUAAUUUAUCUUUUGGCAGCCUUUGGAGCCCGCUCUUUGGCUGAAAGGGCUCCCGUAGUGGCUGGCAUGCAGACAAUUGCAUCAAGACAGUCCCUGCCUACACAGGCUGCCAAACCAUAAACAGAAAGUGCGACAUACGAGGGUAAAGGAAUGGGCAGGGAAGAGGAAAAAAACAAACUCGGGCACCAUGGAAUCAUAGAAUGGUAGAGUUGGAAGGUACCGCUGAGGGUCAUUUAGUCCAACCCCCUGCAGCACAGUUCUUAGAACGACUAGCUGUCGCAGUUCAGAAGCAGGAGGUGCCUAAAGCAGCUGGACAUUUGGCAAAGCUGAUGGAGUGAGCUGCCUGCUUCCCAUCCCUCCCACUGAGGCAGUCUGGUGCUAAGGCUGCCCCCAGGCAACAUUUGAGGGAGAGGAAACCUUGUCAGUCUGGAAAUGCUUGGAUGGAGCUUUGUGCUUUCUGCAUAUAAAGCUUCUACUCAGGUACAGUUCUCCCAAACCAUUAUUCUAUGGCAGGGGGUGCCAUGAGGGUGCCAGUACCUCCUCUGGUGCCAGCGAAAGAUCACCUCAAAAAUCCACAGCGCAGGGGAGACCCUUUGCUCCUCCAGCUCAGUUUCUUUUGCACUGGCUUGGCUUUCCCUACAUUGAACAUGCCAAAAUUGGAUACCCACUUCUUCCCUUCCCUUCCGAACAGAGGAUAGAUGCAAUGUUGCUCUCCCCCCCAAGUGCCCACACCAUUUUUUGGCUGCUAUUUCUGCUCUUUUAGAGGUGGCAACCAUUUUGUGUUCUCCCCCUCCCUUGGCAGCCAUCUUAUGACAGGCGCACCAUGGACUUUCUCAACAUUCCAAAUGGCCCAGUGAUGGUUAGUGACCCCUUUGCAGUUCAUAAUAUAAACCUGGCAGGAGUGAAGUCAAAUAAUGGGGUGCCCUAAAGGUUGUGCCGUCUUCUCUCCCGCAGAUGUCCCAGACGCUAAGGCUCCCAGCCCUUCGAUCAGCCGGCAAGUCAGCAUCGAAACGGACCGGGUGUCCAAGGAGUUCAUUGAGUUUCUCAAGACGUACCAUAAAUCCGGCCAGGAGAUCUACAAGCAGUGCAAACACUUUUUGGAAAACAUGCACCACAAGCGGGUGGGUCCCUCUCGCAAGAGCGGAGAGGCCUCGCUUUCCGUCGGAGGCUCUGGGAGUGAGGGUGGGUGGAAUUAAAACCAGGGACUUGCUUUUGAGGGAGUGAAAUUAAUGUAUAUUAGGUGUUGAGCUGACUUGUGAAAAUAGACUAUGCCCCUUCAAAGAAUGUGAAUGUCCUGAUUAUCUGCUCAAGUAGUAUACUUUUGUUAUAUUUAUGGGGAAAGUAUGCAUACGUACUUCAGUCUUUACUGCAGGAAUAUUUGAAAUUUGGCCCAGAUGGAGCUGCCACAUCUUAAGAUAACCUACUCAGAUUUUAUGUUGGGUUUUUCUUGGGGAUAGUUGGUAAACAAGGGGGGAAAGCUUUGGAAAUAGAUACAGUGGUGCCUCGCAAGACGAAAUCAAUCCGUUCCGCGAGUCUCUUCGUCUUGCGGUUUUUUCGUCUUGCGAAACACGGCUAUUAGCGGCUUAGUGGCUAUUAACUGCUUAGCGGCUUUAAGAAAAAGGAAACAAACUCGCAAGAACUCGCAAGACGUUUCGUCCAUAGGAAAUUCGUCUUGCGGAACGACUCAAAAAACGCAAAACCCUUUCGUCUAGCGAGUUUUUCGUCUUGCGAGGCAUUCGUCUUGCAGGGCACCACUGUAUUGGGGAAAACCAAUGCAGGUGUCACAGCUAAAGACCCUCUGGCAGAACGCCAUCCAGCCUCUGUUUUCAUUGGAAGGUGGACCACCUUCUGAAGUAGUCUGUUCUACAGUUGAGCAGCUAUUGCCGUCAGAAAGUUCUUCCGGAUGUUUCCUCGGAAUCUUCUUUCUCGUAACUUUGCAUUGCCUAUUCUCACCUGCACGACUGGUGCUCUUUUCCAGGACCUGAGUAUUGAGGAACAGUCCGAAUAUGCCCAGGACUUCUACCAGAAUGUGGCAGAUAAGUUGCAGAGCCGCUGGAAAGGUAUUUCUCAUUUCUGCUCUUAGCUGCCGAUAGGUAGUGGGGCUUGGGAGGGAGGCAUCCACACACAUUACAGCUUUGGUUGCAAGACAGCCACGGCUGUUCUGGGAUUGGGAAAGCUUGAACACAGUUGUCCAUUCAUUGGUAACCUCACAGUUGGACCUCACAGCUACCCCAUCUUGCUCACAGCGGCCAACCAGAUUUCUGUGGGAAACCCUCAAGCAGCACUCUCCCCUCCUGUGGUUUCCAGCAACUGGUGUUUGGAAGCAUUUCCGCCUCUGACUGUGGAGGCAGGGCAGAGCCAUCAUGGCUAGUAGCCCUCCAUAGCCUUUUUUGUGAUUGCGUGGGCCUCUUUUCUGUGGGAGCAUGCAAGAGGGAACUUUAAAACACAGCGUGAGCACCUGACACUGAGGAGAGUCAUGUUCUUUCGCAUCCUCCCCACAACAAGAAGGAAUUUAGGGCACAAGGGCUUGGUCCUGUGAUGCUGUAGAGUUCAGAAAAUGGGCCCUCUGACCCUUGGCUCUUGAGCCGGUCUCAAGCUUCUAGUUCAGAAACCACAACAACAGCAAUUUAUUAUCUAUACCCUGCCUGGCCACUCCGACCAGCCACUCCGACUACUUCCAACAAAUUAUAAAACCACAGUAAAGCAUCAGACAUUAAGAACUUCCAUAUUCAGAUGUUUUCUAAAUGUCAGUUAUCUCAUUGACAACUGAUGGAAAAGUGUUCCACAGGGUGAGCACAACUACUGAGAAGGCCCUCUGCCUGAUUCCCUAUAACCUCGCUUCUUGCAAUGAGGGAACCACCAGAAGGCCCUCAGAGCUGGAUCCGGAUCUCAGUGUCUGGGCUGAACGUGUUUCCUUUCCUUUUCUUUUUUGUAUAUAAUUUUUAUUAAAUUUUCUGUUUUGCAGUUUAAAACACUCAUUUUUACAUCCUUAAGAUAUCAGUGACUUCCCUUCUUCUCUUUCCACGGUUCAUUUUACAUAUCAUUAAUCCCUGCAUAUUUUACAAAAACUAUACCGUUCAGUAUUCCAUUAGUGCAUCCAUCAAAACUUAUUUACACUGUUGAAUUUAUCUUAAUGCUGCCAGCGUUUUCAGCUGCACACAAUUAUUUCCCAUAUAUUCAAUAAACAUUUGCCAAUCUUCUCUAAACAUAUGUUCUUCUUGUUCUCUUUUUCUGUAUGUUAAGUCUGCAAGCUGCACAUAUUAUGUCAACUUAAGUUGCAAUUCUUCUUUGGUUGGGACCUCGCUCAUUUUCCAGUAGUAGCAUACAUAAGGGGCUGAACGAGUUUCCUGGUUCAAGGGAGCCCACUCCUGGUCUGAUCUAGCAGGGCAGCUCUUAAAGGAGAGCUCUUGACUAGAAGAUGCUCAGGUGUUUUCUCAGGCAGCAUUUGGCUAAAAACAGGUGGAACCAGAAGCUUGGUGCAGACUCUGCCUCCGCUUCUUCGAACUGUGUGGGGAAGCCAGGUAUUCUUUGAUCUCGGGAUGUCUUCUUUUCAGUGUCCCCGGAAAAAGCGGAGAAGGCGAUGGACCAGAUCGAGAAGUAUGUCAUGACUCGGCUUUACAAAUACGUUUUUUGCCCGGAAACCACGGAGGAUGAGAAAAAGGACCUUGCUGUCCAAAGGAGGAUCAGGUACGGCUCUGGGAAGGCAGGGUGCCCCCUUGGGGAAAGUUGUUCUGCCGUCAGCUUGAUAAGCCUUUAUGUAGUUGCUACGCUUCUGCCUGCUUCAGGGUGGCACCAAGGUGUGUCCUUGCCUCGUUUGUAAACCCCCACUUAAAAAAAAAAGUUUCAAAAUGACAUUUUUGGUAAAGUAUGCAAACAAAUAAAAAAUGUAAAAACAAGCAGGAACAUAGUCCACUAAGCUAAAACAAAACACAGUCUGGGUGGGUUACCACUGACCCUAGCAUUACAGGGAAAGCAAGAGAUUUUGAAUUAAUUUUAUUACUCAUUUAUAAACAUAUUUUUAUACCACUGUAUAUCAAUUAAAAAUUUAUAGCAAUAAAAAGAGAAAAUCAUACCAAAAACUAUCAUCUUCGUUUUUGAAAAGCAGACAUUCGUUACCCAUUGUGGAAGACGAUGUAUUCUUAAUUACCUGCAUAAGCCUGGUGGAAUAGAAAAAAAAAAUCAGCAGGCAUUUAAAAGUUGGCACAGAAGGCGUCUGCUUGACUCUCCAGUGGCAGAGCGUUCCACAGGACUUUUACACAGUCACAGUAAACGAGUAGCCCAUUUAUAAGUCUUUGUGUGCUAUUUGGUCUCAGCCCCUGUAGUUUUCAAGCCAGCAACCAAUGUUGCUUGGGAAUCUUACCCAGACACAUAGAUUUUUGAGUGGCAGGUGCAGGAACCUGACCCUGUAGUUGGGUCAUGCAAGUUAGAGGCCACUGCGUACUAUCAAAUGUACAUUUUUAGCUGGAUUCCUCUUGCAUGUCUCAUCCCUCCCCCCAAUAAAUUUUCUGCUACAGUCAACUUUGGUCCACCAGCCUUUAAAACAAAAUGGUGCAGGGUAUAUCCCUAGUGAUGAAUGUCUAAUCGGGCUGCUCCUGAUAAUGAAAGGAGGAUUAAUGUCUUGUAAUUUGUAUUCUGUACACUGUAUUAAAAACAGAAUAACAAUAGCAGCAGCAAAACGAUGUUUAGAAAAAAGCAAUUUUCUGCUAUUCAUCCCUGUAAUUUACUUAAUUGUCAGUUUUUAUUUUUACAUGGUUUUUACCGCAGGACAUCAGGUUCAGAAAGGAGUAUUACAUGGGUUAGCUACUAAUUUUACAAAUAAGAUUAAAUCAAUUUCAUUUGAAGAUUAUAUAUUAGCAUACCAGGCCCAAGAAAUACAGAAAUAAGUAGUUGGUGGUUGUAUUCAGUUUUUAAAAUAUUUUUUCUGCUUGUUCUUUUUUUUAAAAAAAGUCUUGUUUUAAAAUAUUUUCAGCUUGUUGAGCAUGUUAGUUUGCCAAGAAGGUUAAACUACAGCCGCAUUCAUGCCAUACGUGAGCACUCUCACACCACAGUCAUGGCUCCCCCCAAAGAAUUCUGGGAACUGUAGUUCACGUAAGGGGAUUGACACAUCAAUCCAUAAUUCCCAGCACCCUGGACAGACUACAGUUCCUGGGGUUCUCCAUAUCUGUUAAAGCAAUAAGAGAGUGCUUUAAGUGUAGCUGUAACUUUGCUUUCCCAAAAUCCAUAAUCUUAAAAUUGUAGAGUUGGAAGGGACCACGAGGGUCGUCUCGUCCAACCCCCGGCAAUGCAGGAAUCUUUUGCCCGACAUGGGGCUCAAACCCACAACCCUGAGAUUAAGAGUCUCAUUCUCUACCAACUUGAUUUCUUAAGCUCUUUCUCUUUCUCUCCUCCUCUACUUUCAGAGCUUUGCACUGGGUCACUCCUCAGAUGCUCUGUGUUCCUGUCAAUGAAGAAAUCCCUGAAGUCUCCGACGUGGUCGUAAAGGCCAUCACAGGUAUGCCGAGGGAUGCUGGGUCCCAGCUGGCGCAAGGGUGGGUGGAAUGUCAUGAUCUCUUUGAAAAACCAUUGCCCAGCCUUAAAAUCACUGACACAGAAACAAAUAUGUCUCUCUGCUAAAGCACCAUAACAGGCGGCCCUCAAGAACAUGGAUGCAGCCCACGGUGUGUGGCUUUGCUUUCUGUGGAAAACAAUCCAAGAUUGGAUCGGGAUUGACCGCUCAAGAAACAGGGGCGUCUUUGUGUUUCUUACAAGAUUCCCCAAGGUUUAUUGCUCAGGGCCAUAAGCUCAGUGGUAGAACACAUGCACUACCCACAGAAAGCUCUACUAGGUCCAGGUCCUCAGUAUGUCCAGGUAGGGCUACCUAACUCUGGGAGAGCCAGAGGGAAAAGUAGGCUACGUUUCGGGCCACAUCUAAGUCAGAAAAUUGUACAUACAUGCACCUGUGUUCUCCAGAGUUAAAGGGCUUAUUCCAGCUAGGCAGAAACACUCCAGAAGAAUAGGAAGUAGCGGUGGUGAGAGAGCGUGGUCCAGGGAGAGUCCCAAGGACAUCAGAAGAGUCUUAAGGGUCAGGCCAAAGGCCCAUCUAGUCCAGCCUCCUGUUCUCACAGUGGUCAGCCAGAUGCCAAAAAGGGAAACCAGCAAGCAGGACUGUGGCUCCCAGCAACUGGGAUUCAGCAGCAUUGCUGCCUCCAGAUGUGCAGGCAGGACAUAGAUAGUAGCCAUCAAUAUCUUUCUCCACGUAUUUGUCCAGUCUGCUUCUAAAGCCACCCAAAUUGGUGGCCGCCUUUGCCUCCUGUGGCAGGGAGUUCCGCUGUUUGUGCUGCGUGAAGGGACUUCCUUUUGUCCAUCCUGAAUUUUCCAACGUUCAUCUUCUUUGGGUGCCCACGAGUAGGACGAGAGAGGGAGAAAAACUUUUCUCUACCUGCCUUCCCCAUGCCAUGCAUAGUUUUGUAGAGGGCGCAUUCGGCUUGCCUUCUCUCCAAGCCAAAACACCCCAAAGGCUGCAACCUUUGCCUCUUCAUCCCUUUGACCUUUCCUGAACCUCUACAAUAUGAGGGGAGGUGACCGGAACUGCAUCCCGCAUUCCAAAUGCGGUUGUGCCACCGGCUUGUAUAGCAGCACAAAACCUUGGAGAGCGGCUGCCGUUCAGUGUCGGCAGCGCUGACCCAGAUGGACCAGAGCCUCUGACCUUCCUAUUUGCCAGAGCCUCUGUGGGCACGUGGCUGCUGGAGAAUGCACCCCUGCCUAACCCUCUGGGCUUCUCUCGUGUCUCGCAGACAUCAUCGAGAUGGAUUCCAAGCGUGUCCCCCGGGACAAGCUGGCCUGCAUCACCAGCUGCAGCAAACACAUCUUCACUGCCAUCCGGACCACGAAGGACGAGCCGGCUUCGGCCGAUGACUUCCUGCCCACCCUCAUCUACAUUGUCCUGAAGGGGAACCCUCCUCGCCUCCAGUCCAACAUCCAGUAUAUCACCCGGUUCUGCAACCCCAGCCGGCUGAUGUCUGGCGAAGAUGGUUACUACUUUACAAACCUGGUAGGUACAUCAGGGGGUGAGGGGCAGGAAGCAGGGGCUGGUUCAUUGUUACAGCUGCCCAUGCACUGGUAACCUCAUGACUGGACUACUGCGAUGCACUGUGUGUGGGGCUGCCCUUGGGGUUGGUCCAGAGGCUGCAGCUGGUGCAGAUGGAGGCAACUGGUUUGCUGGGGGAGGGGGGCAAAUGCCACCAGCACAUGACACUUUGCUUGUGGGAUUUGCACUGGCUGUCGAUUUGCUGCUGGGCCAAGUCCCUGUAUAGCUCAGGGCCUGGUUAUUUGAGAGACCACCUUAUUAUCCCUUGUACACCCAGCUGAUUGCAGUCUGUUGGAGAGUCUCCUGCAAGUUUUUCUCUCCCCAGACGUCUUUAUUGCAAGUUCAAAAGGUACACAAUUAUAUGUGCACUAAACAUGGUGGGACGUAAAUAAAAAAGAGAACAAGAGAGACAGCACCUGUGUAGAAGGGAAAAUAAAGGGGAGAGGGAAAAAACCCCAAACUGUAUACUUUACAAAGUUGUUAUUGCACUUCACCAGAUCUUAACCUGUUACAGUAUUUGUAAGAGUGGAUUCCAAAUAUCAUUGAAUUUGUCCAUGGCAAGUCUGCGUUUAUAUGCAAGUUGUUCAUAGGUUGUGAGUUUGUAUAAGUCUUCAAUUGUAGAAGGGAGCCACAUUUUUAUUUUUCCAUUGAGAUUGAUACUAAACACUGAUACUGAUGAACUGAUGAAUUGGAGUCUCCUGCAAGUUGAGGUGUCCAGGACUCUGCACAUUCUUCCAAAUUCACUUGCACCAUUGAUUUGAAUAAUGGUGUUAGGGGAGGGCUAGUAUCUCUGGUGGGGACACAUUGUGUUCCUUCUGGGGUAGUUCACCCACCUUUGGUCCCCACCCUGCACUCAGCUCUCACCUGUGGCUCCUAGAAACUGUCAGCAUUGAACAGCGGCCACACCCCGAGAAACAGCUUCAACUGGCCAGCUAAACCAGGUGAGGGUAGUUGAUGGAUCUCCAACCCUUGGGGAGUUAGGGACUUCCCCUGCAUGCAAAGGCAGGUUCUGGAUUGAGCGGACGAGACCAGUCAUGGGUCCAACGACAAUAAGGCAGUUUCUGCCUGUGCUGUAGAGGGAUGUGAGGGGCAGAUGGGGCUCAUCAGCCUGGGAAGGCAGCCCAUCUAGGAGAAGGAAAACUCAUCCUAAACCUCGCUGCCUUGCAGGGUAUUUUCAGGAGAAGAAAGGGAUAAGGUGUAAACCCUACACGAAUCCAGGGUGGAGUCUCUAAGGUGGUUGGAUGGUGACUUGUAUGCCUCCUUCCGGCAACUCCUGCAGCCAUGCUGGUGCCAACAUAUCGCCCUGCUUUCCUUUGGACUGCAGUGGUGAGGCUGGGGGGGGUCUUGUUCUCUGGGCAGCCCAGGACCCCACUACACACUGCCUAGGCUUGUGCCGGCCCAGGGAGGUCACUUUGGUGCUGCGAACACAGCAGUUAGACUUCACCCCUGAAGGCACACUUCAUUGUAUCUUGAGACAGACGGAUGCCAACAACAACUGUGAUAUUGCCUGUUUCAUUUUCAGUUCCUUUCCUAAUGCUCCCUAGCACCGAAUUUGCCUUUUUCUUCCACGGCCGCUGCUCAAGAGUAACUUCAAUAAGUUGGAAUAAAAACAGCGGCUUAGCUGGUUGGGCGUUCUAUGUGUGUGUGUGUGUGGAUCUUGUGCUUUGUGUAGCGUGGGAAUAAACGUGGUGCCUUUCCCCCUGCCUCCAGUGCUGUGCCGUCGCCUUCAUAGAGAAGCUGGAUGCCCAGUCCCUCAACCUGAGUGAGGAAGACUUCGACCGCUACAUGUCCGGCCAAGCGUCCCCGAAAAAGCAGGAGCCAGAGAGCUGGCCGGCCGACGUCUGCGUAGGAGUCCGGCAGAUGUACAGGAACCUUGACCUCCUCUCCCAGCUUAACGAGCGGCAGGAGAGGAUUGUGAGCGAGGCCAAAAAACUCGAGCGGGACCUCAUUGACUGGACUGACGGGAUCACCAAGGAGGUCCAGGAGAUCGUGGAGAAGUAUCCCUUGGAAAUCAAGCCCCCCAAUCCGGCCUUGGCUGCCAUUGACUCUGAAAACGUGGAGAAUGACAAGCUGCCACCUCCAUUGCAGCCCCAGGUUUACGCUGGGUGA